Messenger RNA from Sinocyclocheilus anshuiensis, 10411 nucleotides. Its product is annotated as unconventional myosin-XV-like. NCBI's taxonomy places the organism in Eukaryota, Metazoa, Chordata, Actinopteri, Cypriniformes, Cyprinidae. Bases 1 to 10179 code for a protein of 3392 amino acids. The record is from RefSeq and is a predicted model, not a curated record. The transcript has 66 exons. Gene Ontology annotation, cellular component: myosin complex; cytoskeleton. Gene Ontology annotation, molecular function: ATP binding; protein binding; cytoskeletal motor activity.
AUGCCACCAAAGAAAGCAGACAAAGCUGCACCUAAGAAAGGUGCAAAGGGGGAAGCAAAAGAAGAUACAAAGGCAGCAAAAGAUGACAAGAAAGGGGGUAAGGGAGGCAAAGGGAAAGAGGAUCCAAAGAAAGGAAAAGGAAAGGGCAAACAAGCUCCUAGUGAAUCUGAGGAGGCCUCCGAGGUGGAAAGAAGUGAGGCUGAGGACAGUGAAGCAGUGGAUGAAGAGGAUGUGCAAAGUGAGGAUGAUGGUGGUAAAAAGGGAAAAGGAAAAGCUGCUCUGAAGGGAGCGUCCAAAGCUAUGGCAGUAAAGGCUGUAGCUAAGCCAAAGCGUGGCCAGGCAGCAGAGGAAGGUGUUGAUCCAAAAACUGGUAAGCGUGCCAAUAUUAAGGCUGCAUCAAAAGCUGUGACAGGAUUCCAACCUGAAGAGAAGAAGCCACAACUUCAGCUAGGUAAAAUGAAGGACAUAAACCUGAAAGGGGCCUCUUCAGCUAUGAUGGGCUUUGCUGUUCAGGGUCAGCAGGAUGUUCAAAAGAAAGAGGAUGCAAAAGCUAAUUUAAAAGGUGCUUCUAAAGUUCUCACAGGUCUGACAGGAAAGUCCCCAUUUUUUUCAAAGCCUGCCCCAAAACAGUCUAAAAAGCUAAAAAGCACAUCUAGGCUUUUUAUGGGACUAUCUGGCAGCAAGAAGAAAAAAGGUAUGACACCAAAGGCAUUACAAAGUACAUCAAAGUUGUUUUCAGGUUUCGGAAAGUCCAAAGCUACAGAAGAUGACAAAAAUAAAAAAGAGGAGGGUGGAAGAACACUCUUAUUACUCAGUAUUGGUGGAAAGGCGAAUAAAAAUGCAGCAGCCACCUCUGGACUGGGAGGCAAAUUCAAAGGCUUUUUUGGUAAAAAGAAAACUGGAGCUGCACAAUUCAAGAGUAAAGGAUGGGCUCUGGGGAAGAUAGCAGGAGCAGCAAACUGGCUAACUAACAAAUUCAUCUCAUCCAAAGCAUCUAGACGACUAGGUCGCUCUGUUCGUUAUGACAGGUCAAGUGUGGGGCGAUAUCACGGCUAUCAGAAUGGAGGUUAUGAAUAUGAUGAGGGUGAGUUCAGCUAUGAGGAAGAUGACUAUGUUCAAAGCAGUUAUAGCAGAAAUAAUCCCCGGGGACGAUAUAGAAGCAGAAAUCAUGACAGCUAUGGUCAGGGGCACUAUAGAGGACCACAUCAGUAUAACUACUUUGAAGAUGACCAGGAGUAUUAUGAUUAUCCUGAAGAUGAGUAUGGAUUCUAUGAUGAGGAGAACGAAUACUAUGAUCCGGUGUAUGAGGAUGAGUAUGGAGAUGAAUAUCUUGAUGAAGAUUAUUAUGAUCAGUAUCAGUAUGAUGGAAGACAACCUUAUGGUUAUUAUGAUGAUGAUAGAAUGGACUACGGUUACAGGCACCAGAGAAUCGAUGAAUUUGGAUACCCUGUUGAUGGUAUGGAAUACUAUGAUGAAAUGGGUUAUGCGAUGGAAGAUGAAUUUGGCUACCUUGGUAAUGAUGUGGAAUAUUAUGACUAUGGAUACUAUCCAGAACAGUUUGACUAUUAUGGUGAUCAGCAAAACUAUUAUAGUCACUAUGAUGGUGUUUCAGAUGCCUACAUGAUGUAUCCAGGUUAUCAAAAUGCAUACAAUCAAAACCAGUACAUGUACAGCGGAGAAACCGCUGCGGUUUACAUUGACCCUCAGAUGGCUGUUAACCAGCCAUUUAUGUACACGGUGGAGGACGUCAUGGAACCAACAGAACCCUCAGAAAUGUAUGACCUCAGAGACCUCUUUCACCAUCACCAUCAGUGUUUUCUGGCAGAAUUCAACAUGACCCACAACAUCUGCCUACUCGUUCAUCCACACGUAGAUUCAGAGGAUUUGAGAAAUCCUACUCCUUUCCAGCAAGCACAGGAUUAUUCCUCCCCUUUGUCAAAUGCAUUAAAGAAUCCAAGCCUUCAAGGUGCCUCCUUUCGACUACCUGAUACAUCAAUAAUAUCUAGGAAUUUCGGAGGCCAAAAAGAGGAGACUACUACAUCUGUUCUGUCAAAUGCUUUGCAAAACCCUAAUCUCCGGAAAGCAACUUACAGGCUCCCAGAUGGUACAAUAAUAUCAAGAAAUGAGCCAGCACAACCAGCUCCAUCUUCUUCACUGUUAUCCAAUGCUCUUCAGAAUCCUAACAUUCGAAAAGCAAGUUACAGGCUUCCCGAUGGAACACUUGUAUCCACUAGCACUGAUGAAGCCGCGGACACAACAAAUUCCUCACCAUACCUGGGAAGUGCUCUGCAGAAUAUUAACCUACGUAAAGCAUCUUAUAAACUACCUGAUGGCUCUCUCUUUUCUCGAAACCAACCAGCAGAACAGUCAUCCUCUCCAUGUCUUUCAAGUGCUCUUCUAAAUUCAAACAUUCGUAAAGCUUCCUACAGACUUCCUGAUGGAACCCUUUUGACUAAGAGCUCUGAACAAGAACCAGAGAAAUCAAUUUCAUCUAAUUUGUCAAGUGCACUACAAAAUGUUGGUAAGGCCAACUAUCGCUUACCUAGUACCUCUAGUCUGUUUAGAAAUCCAAAACAAGUGCAAGCUCCCCCUUCAAUGCUGUCCAGUGCCCUUCAGAACCAAAACCUUCGUAAAGCAUCUUACAGAUUGCCUGAUGGAUCAAUCGUGAUAAGAGGUCAACCAGCUCAAAGUGAAUCUCCCACAUCACCCUUUCUGGGAAAUGCCUUGACGAACAUUAACUUACGCAAAGCAUCCUACAAGUUGCCGUCAACACUGGGAUGUUCUCCAGAGGACCCAAGGUACGCAGUAGUGACCCCUCAGAUUCAGGGCCAGUCUGGUGAACACUGGGCUCAGAAUCAAAUACUAGAUCUUCAUGAGCCAGAUGAUGUCUGGUCUUCAGAAAGAGUCCUCCCUCAUCAUACUGUUCAGAACCUCACAAAAUGGUCCAUGUAUAGGGAUGAAGAACUGGAGAAUUUUGUCAUCCCUGUGUUUCCUGGCCAAGAGACAGAUAGCACAGAACCUGCAUGGCUACCAGAUAGAGAAGGUGAACCUCAAGGGAACUGGUAUGACAAGAUGUACUCAAUUCGAAGUCUGCCCACAAUGCUGUACCGUGAACGUGCAGAGGAGGAUGGCUUUGAGGACAUGACACAGCUUGAGGAGCUGCACGAAGGUGCUGUGUUACUGAAUUUGAAGAAAAGGUUUGAAAGCAAUUUGAUAUAUACUUACAUUGGAAGCAUCCUGGUGUCUGUUAACCCAUACAAGAUGUUCAACAUCUAUGGAACAGACAUGGUUCUGCAACACAAAGGACAUGCGCUUGGAGAGAAUCCUCCACAUCUAUUUGCUAUUGCAAAUGCCUCAUACACAAAAAUGAUGGAUGCCAAAGAAAACCAGUGCAUUAUUAUCAGUGGGGAGAGUGGCUCUGGUAAAACAGAGACCACAAAGCUAGUUCUCCGGUACUUAGCCGCAAUACAUCACAAACAGAACAUCACACAGCAGAUUCUUGAAGCAACUCCUCUUUUAGAGUCUUUUGGAAAUGCCAAAACUGUACGGAACGAUAACUCCAGUCGAUUUGGGAAAUACAUGGAAAUAUUUAUGGAAGAAGGGGUAAUCAGCGGUGCCAUAACCUCACAGUAUCUACUUGAAAAGUCCAGGAUUGUGUUUCAGGCCAAAGAUGAAAGAAACUAUCACAUUUUUUAUGAGAUGCUUGCUGGCCUUCCUUCACAGCAGAAACAGUCUUUAUACCUUCAAGACGCAGAGACGUAUUAUUACCUCAAUCAAGGUGGAGACUGUGAGAUUGUUGGCAAAAAUGAUGGGGAGGACUUCCGCAGGCUCCUCAGCGCCAUGGAAAUACUUCACUUCAGUGCCGAAGACCAGAGCGGUAUCUUCAGGAUCCUGUCUUCCAUCCUCCACUUAGGAAAUGUCUUCUUCGAGAGAUAUGAGACUGAAUCUCAGGAAGUGGCAUCAGUUGUGAGCGCUCAGGAGAUCCGAGUGGUGGCUGAAAUUCUACAGAUUUCCCCAGAGGGUCUACAGAAGUCCAUUACUUUCAAAGUCACGGAAACAAUGAGGGAAAAGAUCUUCACCCCCUUGACUGUUGAGAGUGCAGUUGAUGCCAGAGAUGCUGUUGCCAAGAUCCUGUAUUCCCUUCUGUUCAGCUGGCUAACAGACAGAAUAAAUAGGCAGGUUUAUCCUCGGAAUGAAGCACUUUCUAUCUCCAUACUUGAUAUCUAUGGAUUUGAGGACCUUACCUUCAACAGUUUUGAACAGCUUUGCAUAAAUUAUGCAAAUGAGUACCUUCAGUUCUUUUUCAACAGGGUCAUUUUCAAAGAAGAACAAGAUGAAUAUAACAGAGAGCAAAUCAGCUGGGAAGAGGUGCCUUUCUCUGACAACCAGGCCUGUAUUGACCUCAUUGCAGCAAAGCCACAUGGGAUACUCCGAAUUCUUGAUGACCAGAGCGGGUUUCCACAGGCUACAGACCAUACCUUCCUUCAGAAAUGCCACUAUCAUCAUGGCAACAAUCCACUGUAUUCCAAGCCAAAAAUGCCUCUCCCUGAAUUUACUAUCAAGCAUUAUGCUGGGAAGGUCACUUAUCAGGUUCAUAAAUGUCUGGAUAAGAAUUACGAUCAAGUUCGCCAGGAUGUUCUUGACCUUUUUAUUCAGAGCAAAAACAAGAUGGUUGCAUAUCUCUUUAUGAGUUAUGCUGAGGCCCUCAACCAACAGAAAUCCCAUGUUGGGAAGAACAGCACAGUAACGCGGCGCCAUCAGGCCUCAACGGUGGCGGCCAAGUUCCAGCUAUCCCUCAUGGAGCUCAUUGAAAAGAUGGAGAGAGCCAACCCAUAUUUUGUGAGGUGCAUAAAGCCAAACCAAAACAAGGAGCCUGGUGUGUUUGACAUGGAGCUGGUCAGUGCCCAACUUAACUAUUCAGGGAUUUUGGAAACAAUUCGAAUCAGGAGGGAGGGCUAUCCGAUCAGAAUGCCAUUUGAUGUCUUCCUUUUCAGAUACAAGUCCCUGCUAGGCCUCAAACAGCCUCCUCCUGCCAAUGGUGAAAACUGUGUCAUCAUGUUGAGGAAGCUUUGUCCUGUUAGACCAGGAGCAUUUCAAGUUGGUGUCACCAAGUUGUUCGUGAAAGAGGACAUAUACUUCCUGUUGGAGAGCAAGAGGGACAGAGUAAGGCAUGUAGCUGCCCUGACUCUGCAGCGUUAUGUCAGGAUGUUCUUUGUGAGAAAACGUUAUAUGGCCUUCCGCAUGAAGAUCAUACGCCUGCAGGCCCACUGCCGAGGCUUUCUCACAAGGAAACGGUAUGUGAAAAUGAGAGCUAGUCUGGUGAAAUUCCGCUCUCUGAUCCAUAUGUACGUUGAUCGCAAGAGAUACAUCAAGGAGCUGUCUAAACGGGAAGUGGUCAACGUCACUCAUCUGGUCAUUCCAGCUGAACUCGGAGCAUUGCUGCAAGCAGCUGCCGGUGGCAGAGAGCUCCAUUCUGAUUGCUUGGCUUUAGUUCAGGCUCCCACAGUUCAGGUGGAGUCACAGCUCACGCUACCUCUUGAUAUCAACAACUACACCAUCUCCAAAUUUGUCCAGAUUCACUUCAAAGAGGCAAAGUUUGGAAUGUUAACUGCACCUUUGAAGACACCACUAACCCACAUUGAUGACGAUCUUACACAUGACGCUCUAGAUGUCUUUGUCAUGAUCUUGAGGUUUAUGGGUGACCCACAUCUAAAUGGUGCUCAGGAGAAUUUAUUUGGAAACUACAUCAUCCAGAAGGGGCUUACCAUCCCUGGCUUGCGGGAUGAAAUCUUAUGUCAAACUGCCAAUCAGGUUUGGAGAAACACCAAUCCAGAUAACUCGGAGAGAGGCUGGCUGUUGCUGCUAGCCUGCCUGAGUGCCUUUGCACCAUCAGCCAAAAUGGAGAAAUACCUUCUGAAGUUUGUCUCAGAUCAUGCCUAUAAUGGAUUCAAAGCUGUUGGCCAACACAAGCUCAUUCAAGCCAUGCAAAAGUCCCUGUAUGGACCGGAGACAGCGAGGACUUACCCAUUGUCCCUUCUGGAAUGGACAGCCAAUAGGAAGAAAGCAAACAUGGUUUUGCAAGUGCACUGUUUUGAUGGGACAUCUUUCCUUUGCCCUGUGCACUCCUGGACGAGUGGGGAGGAGCUGGCUGGAGAUAUUCUACAGCAUAGGGGUGUGACGGAGGCCUGGAAGGGGUGUUCUGUUAUCAUGAAGGAGCACGGACAGUGGGCGGAGCUCGCAGGGCAUGAUUAUGUAAUGGACUUGAUCGCAGACAUGGAACUGAUGAGAAAUUUUCCCAAGCAAAAGUCCUACUUCAUCAUCUCCGCUGAGAGUCCCACCAGAACUAGGCCCAAUGCCAGCCUGGCUCUGUUUGGAAGCGGGUUUGAUUCUGAUGAUGACAGCUCACUUCUGCUCCCCCAGACAAUGCCAAGCUCCAGUCUGCCAGAUUCAGAUGGAUAUUACAGCCACGAAUCAGACUUCAGUGAAGCACCAACUCAGAAAGGCAUGGACAGAUAUCUCGACAGCCUGUUUGACCCAGUUCUGUCUGAUGGUAAUGGGGAUUUUGAGAAGUCAUCCAGCAUGUCCAGCCGUAUGAAGGGAGCUGGUGGAAUUGGAGGGCAGGAUGGUGACAGAGAGAAGCCCCUCUCCAGCAGGCCUUAUCCCCCCGGACUGCAGCCCGGUGCGGUGCCAGUUCUACCUGUUAUGGGAGGAACAAUGAUGCCACCUAUACCUAUGCCAGCUAUGUCUUCUGUGCCUCAUGCACACGCCCCUACCGCCGUACCUUCAGUACCCCCUAUGCCAGCUUUGCCUGCUAUGCCACCUUUGCCAGCUGUGCCUAAUGUGCCACCAAUGCCUGAUAUGUCAGGUGUAGAUCCAGCUGUCUUAGCACAGCAGCAGCAAGCCAUCAUCAACCAGCAAGCGAUUAUACUGGCUCAGCAGAUGACAAUGCAAGCCAUGGCCCUCCAGCAGCAGAUGUAUAAUUCAGUGCCAGCUCCCCGCUCCAGCCAGUACAGCCCCAUUAAACAAGAAACUGGACCUGUUUCCUACAAACCAACCCGUGCUUCUCCACCACAGAAAUCUUCACAGCGACAGUACAGCCCAACUAGAAGGGAUCCACCAGCGGGAGAUGUGGUGCGAGCCACUGUCUCAAACUCUGAACAUUUAGAGCCAAGUCACAACAUCAAAGACAUUAUCAAGCAGUACCAGGCAAACCCUGUAAAACCAACAGAGAUUGCAAGGCGGGAAGCUAAAGUGUUUUUGAAGAAACCAGACCCCCAUGAUGAAGCUAUUAUGAUUCUUAAGGACCAGAUGAGUGCUCCACCUCCACAGUAUGUUGGUAUCCCACACAACCAGCGAAAGAAAACCUACACCCCAGUCUCUCCCUCAUCAUCUGCAAAGAAGUAUGAUUAUGAUGGUGGGGCACUGAAACCAACAAAAAGCAUCAAGAUGCAGCGAUCACCUCCUGUGCCAGCUGUUAGUCAGAGAUUCCCGGCACCUGCACCUGUAUCUAGAGAACUUCCAGUAGAAGAGGAGAAUAUUCAGACUCAGCUGCACAAGAGGAGCAGUGAAGAGCACUACACCUACACUAAUGUACCAUGGAAGAUCUACUUGAGAAAAGAGGUUUUUUAUCCAAAAGACAGCUUCAACCACCCGCUGAUGUUAGACCUGUUGUUCAAGCAGAUUGUCCAUGACACGUUCUCAGAGGCUUGCAUUCGCAUUACAACAGAAGAAAGGCAGAAGAUGAAAUGCCUUUUUGUGGAGCACAACAUUGACAUGAAUGCCACAAUCCAGGAUGAGAAUGUGAAGAAGAAGAUUGUGGUUGCUGCAAGAGACACCUGGGAGAUCUACUUCUCACGCCUCUUCCCAGCAUCCGGCAGUGUUGGCACAGGAGUCCAGGUGCUGUCUGUAUCUCAUAGAGGGAUCAAGCUUUUGAAAAUGGUCAGGAGCAGUGCGGUAGCUCCAGACUACUUCAGAGUUCUGCGACCCUACAGCUACACAGACAUCAUGUUCGUCACCAUUCCUUCCAAAAACAUGCUGGAGUUCAACCUCACCAAUGAGAAACUGAUUCUGUUCUCUGCCAAAGCUCCUCAGGUCAAAACCAUGAUUGACUACUUUAUCACAGAGCUGAAAAAGGACUCAGACUAUGUCGUUGCUGUGCGUAAUUACAUUACAGAUGACAGAACGCUGCUGAGUUUCCACAAGGGAGACAUCAUACGCUUGCAGAAAAUGGAAGGCCUAGAUGCAGGCCAGUGUUAUGGUUGCAUAGUGAAAAAGAAGGUGAUUCUCCUGGAGGAAUUAAAAAGAGACACACCUGAUUUUGGCUGGAAGUUUGGGGCCAUUCAUGGGCGAUCUGGGGUUUUUCCUGUGGAGUUUGUUCAGCCAGUGGCUGCUCCUGACUUCAUUAACAUUCCUGUGGACAAGAAAGAGGAACCCAAGAAUAAGCAGGGUCGCGUGGCCGCCUCAGCAGCUGUGGCAGUGGCUGUAGGGUCUGCCGCCGCAGCCCAUGAACUCGACCGGUCUAUUGAGGUGGCGUCUCCUGUCAGUGAGUAUGCAGAGGCUUACGCAGACAGCGCUGACAUGGACAUCGAUGAGAGAAUCUUGCAAGACAGCCAAUACAACAUGGUGGAAUUUGCAAAGAGAUAUUUCAGAGGGGCCCAGAGAAAAAAUGGUGAUUCAUAUAAGAAAAAGUCAAAGAAAACAAAGGAAUCCAGGGAACCAUCAGAAAUGGUGAAAUUUUCCAAGUCUCCAAUUCAAGAGUCCCUAAUCGAGUUCACCGAUGAAAACAUGAACAAAGUAGCAGCAGAGAUUUUUCUUGCUAUAAUGAAGUUUAUGGGAGACUACCCUAUGAAAAGCCAGAUGGAGCAGGAGGUUGUGAGCACCUUCCUAAGGCUGAGUGGCGAGUAUGGACUACUGAGAGAUGAAGCGUACUGCCAAGUCCUCAAGCAGAUCACAGUGAACACCAGCUCCAAGACGGAGAGUUGUCAGAGAGGCUGGAGGCUGCUGUACAUCCUCACUGCAUACUACAAGUGUUCAGAGGCGCUCAAACCUUACCUGCUGAGGUACCUCCUAGACGUCUGUGCAAGUCCAGGGGUGCACUUUCAAGGCAUUUCCAAGGCUUGUGAGCAGAACCUAAGGAAGACGUUCCAGUAUGGUGGACGUGUUGAACAUCCUGAUGGGAUGGAACUGAAAGCUAUGCUGGCUGGAAGGAGCUCCAAACGCCAGUUGUUUCUUCUUCCUGGUGGAAUUGAACGCCAUCUAAAGAUCAAAACCUGCUCAGUGGCUUUGGAUGCCAUCGAAGAGCUGUGCUAUGAGAUGGGUCUGCAUAAACUUGAAGCCUUGGAUGAAUAUGCUAUAUUUGUGGUCACAAACAGAGGUCAGAAUGUCUGCCCUCUAAACAAAAGGGAGUACAUCUUGGAUGUUGCUACAGAAGCUGAACAUGUUGAUAGCAACUACAGUCUGUGGUUUCGAAGAGUGAUCUGGACGCAGCCACUGAAGUUUGACAAUGAGCUUGGAGUCACUAUGCAUUACAAUCAGGUGUCCCCUGACUACUUGAAAGGGCUGCUCAAUGUUGUCCCACAGGGUAAAGCCAGUGAGCAGCAGCUACAGCAAGUGUCAAAACUGGCAGCUCUGCAACAUCGUGUCAAGGACUCGAUCUACCUGCCCACCUUCCAUGAGGUUCAGGAGUAUAUCCCCACCCAGCUCUUCGGUCUCCAGCGGCACCAGCAAUGGUUAAACAUGGUGACCCAGCACACGCAGCAGGUGCAGCCCCUCACUCCUCAUCAGGCCAAAGCACAAUUUCUGGGGCUUGUGAGUGCUUUUGUCAUGUUUGGCUCAUCAUUCUUCUACAUACAGAGUAGCAGUAAUAGUGCUAUCGACACCCCAUGCAUACUGGCUGUCAAUCAAAAUGGUCUGAACUUUCUAAGAAAAGAUACUCAUGAGCCGAUGGUGAAGUUUCCGCUGAAGGAGGUCCAGUCCACCCGUACACAGAGGCCCGCAGCUGGCUCCAGUUACCCGUAUGUGGAGAUAAUGCUGGGUGACCUAAUGUCUCAACGCAUUACACAGUUACAGCUGGACCAGAGUCUUGAGCUGUGCCGUGUUAUCGCCAUGCAUAUGGAGAACCUGCUGUCAGUACGAGAGAAGAGACUUACUCUGCCGCCCAGUGAAAUCACUCUGCUCUAGCACCCCUUCUCACAGAUGAUAUUUAUUAUUACUUUUAUGGCAAUAAUUGCAAUCAGACACUAUUAAACUCCUACACGUCGAAAGUCAGCUGUCAUUAUUGAUAGUGCAAUAUGCCUGUUUGCAAUUUCAAACCCAAGUUCCAGGAUUAGCUUGUUAUGCACAAUAAUUUGCAUGCAUUCCUUUAGGUUGAACAUAUGGGCCUAUAAUUUAAAAUGGUAUAGUACUACCUCUA